AUGGCCGACGAUGGCGGCCAGGUGUCGGGAGCGGCCAAAUGUCGGGACAUCGAGGUGCUGCUGGACGACCAUCGCAUGGACGCCGCCGACGGCGAGGCGUUCGUGCAGACGACGGCCGUCAUCUCUGGCUUCGGCGAGCUCACCGCCCGGUCUCCGCAGCCCACAGAGCUUCCAGAGGUACAGCUGCCGGCUCGCUCGGAGGCUGUGUGCAGGGAGAGCUGGGCGGUCUUACGCAGUCAGAUCUGCGCCGGUGGCGUGCCCGGCGGCGGUAAAUCGGUCAGCAUGGGCGACAGCGGCGGCCCGCUCGUCACGCAGCACGCGGGCAUGUACGCCCUGAUCGGCGUCCUCUCCUACGGCAAAUCGUGCGGCCACGCGGGCCUCCCUGAUAUCCUCAUGGGGGCGGCGUCGUUCCUGGACUGGAUCGGGACGUAA
Molecule: messenger RNA, 432 nt
Organism: Pollicipes pollicipes
Lineage: Eukaryota; Metazoa; Arthropoda; Thecostraca; Pollicipedomorpha; Pollicipedidae
Product: trypsin-1-like
Exons: 3
Coding region: 1-432 (143 amino acids)
Biological process (GO): proteolysis
Molecular function (GO): serine-type endopeptidase activity
Source: RefSeq, a predicted model, not a curated record